Molecule: messenger RNA, 1245 nt
Organism: Anopheles marshallii
Lineage: Eukaryota; Metazoa; Arthropoda; Insecta; Diptera; Culicidae
Product: aminomethyltransferase, mitochondrial
Exons: 2
Coding region: 1-1245 (414 amino acids)
Biological process (GO): glycine catabolic process
Cellular component (GO): mitochondrion
Molecular function (GO): protein binding; aminomethyltransferase activity
Source: RefSeq, a predicted model, not a curated record
AUGCAAAGUAAUAUUCUUCGCCAUGCGGUGCGAUCCGGGUGCAGUCGAGUUUCAUCGCCAAACCGAGCUACACUGGCUAGACACUUUGCCUCGGAUAAAACACCAAGCCGAACAGCGCUUUAUGAGUUCCAUCAGCAACAGGGUGGGAAGCUAGUGGACUUUGCUGGGUACUGGUUGCCGGUGCAGUACAGCGAUCAAAGCAUCAUCAAGUCGCAUCUCUAUACACGCGAACAUGGCUCCAUCUUUGACGUUUCACACAUGUUGCAGACCUAUCUGCGAGGCAAAGAUGUCAUCGGUUGUUUGGAAUCUAUCUGCACUGCUGACAUUAAGGGUUUGCGCAACGGAACUGGAUCACUUACAGUUUUCACCAACACUUCCGGAGGCAUUCUGGAUGAUCUGAUCGUCAACCGAGUAGCAGACGACCUCCUGUACGUCGUAUCGAACGCAUCUAGAAAAGAUGUUGACAUGGCCAACAUAUCCGAUGCCGUUGCUUCGUUCCAAGCUAAAGGCAAGGAUGUUUCUGUGGAAUUUCUUUCUUCCGACGAUCAGUCACUGCUUGCCGUCCAGGGACCCAACGCUGUCACGACACUACAGAAGCUCUGUACAAAAGAUCUUUCACGCUUGUACUUCAUGAACACCACCACCGACACGAUUGCCGGUGUCGAGGGCUGUCGGAUAACACGCUGUGGCUACACCGGAGAAGAUGGUGUCGAAAUCUCGAUUCCCUCAACCAAAGCCACACACAUUGCGACCGCUUUACUCGACCCGAGCGUCGGAAAGCUAAAGCUAGCCGGGCUGGGUGCACGAGACUCGCUGCGUGUUGAGGCAGGCCUGUGCUUGUAUGGCAACGAUAUAGACGAAAGUACGACACCCGUCGAAGCCAAUUUACUCUGGUUGGUAGCGAAGGCUCGUCGCGCCGAGAACAACUUCCCGGGCUCGGACAAAAUUGUCUCCCAAAUAAAGAACGGCGUCACGCGUCGACGCGUAGGCUUUAAAAUGGACUCGGGAGCCGCUCCAGCACGCCAGCAUGUGGAAAUCUACAACAACGAGCAGCAGAAAGUCGGCGAAAUUACCAGCGGCUGUCCGAGUCCAUGCUUGCAGCAAAACAUCGCGAUAGGCUACAUCCGCGAAGAGUACAAAAAACCGGGCACGGAAAUCACACUUAAAGUGCGCGAUAAGCACUACCACAGUACCGUUUCGAAGAUGCCCUUCGUGGCGACACACUACUACCAGGCGCCGAAAUAA